AUGUCAAAACCACAGCGCGCGAUUUCAACGACGGAGGUAAAACGAGAGUCAAAAUCGUUCGAGGCAGUCCAGCAGGCAGUUUUGAUAGCCCUACUCAACUACCUCGGGUAUUCGAUCGAGAUUAAGCACCCCGAGCGCCUUGCCGCAAAAACCAUUCAAUUUUUAAUCGUCAACGAGUUGUUUUACGAUGGAAAAUCGUUAGGGUUUGGGGAGGAUAUCGAAUCGGUCUGCAACGAGCGUUACGAGGGCGAAAAAAACACUGCCCCAAACGCCAAGAAAGUCAGACAAACGCGGCGUCACAAAGAUAUCAAUCGGUCGGCACUCACGUUCAACCGCCUUUUGAAACUUGUCGAGGAUCACGGGUACACCGUCAAAAGGCGAUACACCAAAUCUUCCUUCAAAACGUUCCGAAUGGAAAAAAUCACAGACAUUCUAUUGAACGAUAAGAUCAUCAUCGACACUGCACAAAUGAAUGACAUCGGGAAAAGUGUGAACACCGUCAUUACUAAAACGUUCAAGAAAGGUCCCUACAAGACCACGCUAAUCGAAGUCAAGAACGAGGUUAUCAUGAACAUUUUGCAGCAAGUGCCGUAUUUCAAAAAUUCGAAGACUAAAGAGAUUGUGGAACAACCCGAACAAAUGCAGUUUGACCCCGUCAUGCUUCCACAGCAGAACUACUUUAAAGAUAUCCAGAGCUUCCCAAAGAAGGAAGAUAUCCAGGGGAUGUACGAUACUCGUGUAGAAUGCUCUGAGCCGAUCUUUGACAAAAUCUACGAUAUUACCAACGAAAGAAUGAAGGAGUUGUGCAUGCCGAUGGAUUUCGGCGUCAAGAAGGAGUUUGUACAGGAGAGUGGUAGUGCGGGGAGUUACCCCCCUCUCAAGAAAGAACAAGAAGGAAGAACUUCACCCACGUACCAGCUCAUGUUUAAGCCGGUUGAUAAUGACCCCUUCUUUCAACCACCUGUACAACCAUUUGUACAACAGAACCAUUUCCAAUACCAACCUCAACAAAAUGUUUAUGUCUAA
Messenger RNA from Entamoeba invadens IP1, 1026 nucleotides. RefSeq lists its product as hypothetical. The transcript has a single exon. The record is from RefSeq and is a predicted model, not a curated record. NCBI's taxonomy places the organism in Eukaryota, Evosea, Mastigamoebida, Endamoebidae. The coding region runs from base 1 to 1026 and encodes 341 amino acids.